Molecule: messenger RNA, 1554 nt
Organism: Plasmodium relictum
Lineage: Eukaryota; Apicomplexa; Aconoidasida; Haemosporida; Plasmodiidae
Gene: Uba2
Product: ubiquitin-activating enzyme, putative
Exons: 1
Coding region: 1-1554 (517 amino acids)
Cellular component (GO): cytoplasm
Molecular function (GO): nucleotidyltransferase activity; thiosulfate-cyanide sulfurtransferase activity; URM1 activating enzyme activity
Source: RefSeq, a predicted model, not a curated record
AUGUUGUAUAUCCCCUUUUUUAAAGAAUACCUCCUUAUUAAUGUCGAUUAUAUUAAGUAUGGCUUAUUUUUCCUUCUUGGUUAUUAUGUGAAAAAGAUAAUAGGAUGUACAAAGAAAAGAAUAAAAGUUAAAGUGAGAAAUCCAUAUAAUAUAUUAAAGAAAUAUUGUUAUCUUUACAAUUUUUCAUAUAACAAAAAUAUAAAAAAAAUGGAGAAAAGCUUAUUCUAUAAAAAUUUAGAUAAAGAAACUAUUGAAAAACAUGGAAAACAUAUAAACGUAUCUGAUAUCCCAUUUCAUUCAUUUAAUAAGAUAUUUCAAACUAAAGUAUUAAUUAUUGGUAUAGGAGGGUUAGGCUCUCCAGUUUGUUUAUAUUUAAGUAAAUUUACUUUUAAGGAAAUUGGACUAGUAGAUGGAGAUAAAGUAGAAAAAUCAAACUUACAUAGGCAAAUAAUACAUAAAGAAAAACAUAUUGGUUUAAAUAAAACUAUUUCUGCUAAAUUAACAAUACAAGAUAUUGAUAAGGAUGUUAAUAUUAUUUGUUAUCCUUUUUAUUUAGAUAAAACAAAUGGUUUAAAUAUUAUUAAAGACUAUGAUAUUGUUAUAGAUUGCACUGAUAAUAUAAAUAGUAGAUUUUUGAUUAAUGAUUUAUGCAUUUUGUAUAAAAAGAAAUUAAUUUUUGGGAGUGCUUUAGGCUUAUAUGGGCAAGUAAAUGUUUUCAAUUUAAGUGAAAAUUCUUCUAAUUGUUAUAGAUGCUUAAAAAAUUUUAAUAAUCACAAAGAAAAUAAUGAUUGCGAUGAAAAUGGAAUUUUAUCUACUGUUACUGGAGUUAUUGGUCUACUACAGGCAAAUGAAGCUGUUAAGUUAGCGGCAAAUUUAAAUAACGAAAUACUAAAAAAAUUUCUUACAUAUAAUAGUUUUUCAAGUACAGUUCCAUUUGAAACAUUAAAUAUUAAUCAUAAAAAUAAAAAUUGUAUUUGUUCUAAUAAAAAUUUUAAAGAAUUAUAUAAUUUUAUUAUAAAUAAUGAUUAUAGCAGUAGUAUUAAGAAAUGUGGGUAUGUAACUUCUUAUAAGUAUGAUAUAGAAGCUUUUGAUUUCCUAGAUAUUUUAAACAACAAUUUUAAUUUUUUUAAAUUUCCUAUUGAUCACUUAUGCAUUUUAGAUGUGAGAAAAUACAACAAUGCAAAUGUAUAUGGAAUAAAAAAUUCUAUAAGAUGGAGCUUUUAUGAUAUUAUCGAAUUAAUUAAUGAUAAUGCUAGUAAUAAAAAUAAAUUAAUUAAUACUAUUUUUGAAAAAUUAAAAAUAUCGUCUUUAAAAGGAAAUAUAGUCAUUAUUGUUAUUUGUAGAAAAGGUAUUGAUUCUUUAAAAAUAACAAAACAUUUUAAUGAUAUUUUUGCAAUUGAAAACAAAAAAAUCAACAAUAAUUACGAACAUAAUUUAAUAAGAUUCAGUGAAAAUACUGAUUAUAUGAAAGAUAAGCAAAUUUUUGCCUACAAUAUUAAAGGAGGUUAUCUUGAACUUAAAAAAAAAAUAUUUAAAAAUUUACCUUUUUUAUAA